This is a messenger RNA of Owenia fusiformis, 11859 nucleotides long. The record is from the annotation of a GenBank genome assembly. NCBI's taxonomy places the organism in Eukaryota, Metazoa, Annelida, Polychaeta, Sabellida, Oweniidae.
AUGGUGCGCAUUGAGCUAACAGAUUCCAAACUGCGCUGUAGUUUUUCAGGAACAAUAGCCUUAACAGGUAUAACAGACUCUUUCUGCAUGGUUUGGAAAGCAAUGGUCAAGGAAGGAGAGAUGCAAUUAAAUAUAUGGAAGCCAAGUACUGCGCUUCCCAUUAGUCUAGCAAAUCUUCUCCUUAACUCAACAGCAAAGGGGCAUGAUUGGGUUUUCAGUGAAUCAUUCAUGCAAGAGGUAACCUUCAGAUGUGUAGAACUUAGUGUACUUUUAAAGGAAGAUGUGGUUCAAUGCUAUAUGAAAGAAUCGGAUCCAUUUACACUGAUAAGAACAAAAAGUAGCAUUACUAUCCAGGACAUAACAUUAUACAUACGAUGGGAAAGGCGUACCAUUUUUUGGUCUGUAAAGGGCAAAAUGCACCUUUCGAAUUCAAUAUUCAAUACCAUUACUUUGACAAGCGAACAGGAUGGCCAAUACAUCUUUGAAUGGGACGGAGGAAGUAGUUUAGCAUCAUGCUUGAAGGAUGUUCUUCCAUUAUCACAUGCUGAAUAUAUUCCAGAUUCGAUACACAUUCCGAAUCUUGGAGUAAAACUUAUCGCAGAUAAGGAUGGAUUCUCGAGCAUUAACAUAUCACUACGAAAAGGUAAAGGUGUCAACUGGAAUAAUGUAUUUGGGUUACCUUGCAAAUUAGGUGACCUACAUGGAUAUGUGCAAUUCCAUCGUGACAAAGUUACAUCAGCAAGGUUGAAAGCUAUCUUCAAGCACAUGCUUUCUGAAGAAUCUGUGCCAAUGGAAAUGAAUUAUCCAACAGAGACUACAAAUAUGGUGCAGUGGAGACUUUGUAACACUGGGGCCGAAUCGAGAUUGUUCCAUACAUUCUGUAAAUAUUUCAAAUGUGAUAUCCAAAUACUCGAUACUGACGCAAAACUACAUGACUUGUCACUGAGCAUAGAAGGCACAGAAGAAGCCAAAAUGAGCAUUUGCAUUGAAGGAAAUUGGAAAGUCCUGCCUAUUUUCGAAAUUACCUUGGUCAACUUAGAAAUAAGUAAAGCUGAACCUUUUGGAACGCUUAGUGGAACUGCAAGUAUCCUUUCAAAGAAGGAUAUCGCAAUUGCAGCAUCAGUUGGCUCCCUCACGUUUUCAGUUCCAAACCACAAGUGCAAAACCACCUUUACAGAUGUAAUAGAAGGAUGUCUUGGUUCAAUACCAAAUGAAUCACAUUCUGUUACAUGGUUUGAAACCGACCAGGUCAUUGAAGUACAUUGUGAACGUUUGUAUUAUUCUGAGGAUAUAAUGGAGGCAUGCAUACGCCUCGAGAUGGAAAACUGGCCAGUUUCCGAAGGAAUCAUUGAACUGUCUGGUUUGAGGGCAGUCAUUGAAAUGACAAAUGAUGUCGGCAUUACUAUUCAAAUAUCUGGAAAAUUGAAACUGUUUGGUGUAGCCCUCCCAAGUCUGUCACUCACACUUCCAUGUGAAAACAUUACUUUCUCUUGCACAAAAGCCAAAUUGUCACAAGACAUGACAUUUGGAAAAAUCGUAACCAAGGCAUUGGGUGUAGAAUCGAUUGAUUGUCUACCAGAGGCAGUGAAAGUUUUAGGUAUAGAAACAGCAGAAUUGGAACCAGCAAGAAACUUCAUUAAAGUAGUGUUCAAUGUCUCUGAUUUCAAAUUACAGACUCCGCUGGGAGAUAUAGAAAUCCGAAAUACUACUUUUGCAAUCGAGGGGACAUACACUAAAAGUGUUUCUAUGGAGCUUUCGGGAAGUUUGAAUGCAUUUACCUUUCCUGAGAUGCAUUAUAUUGCAAAGUUGACUGCAGGAGCUCGCAGUAUGGAAUGUGUUAUAGCUUCACACUCCAGUGAUCACUUUACAUCCCAAAGUAUACUCGGACUUAUAGGUGAUAAAAUUGGUAUGCAUGAAACUGCGCCUAUAUUUCCAGAGAUAACUGUAACAAAAGUAGAGAUUCAACUUAUAUUGAAGAACAAAGAUCUCUAUUUGGACCUUGAGGUUGUACUAGAUCCAAUCAAAACCCAAUUAACUGAUCAACUACAACUCAUCGAUGGAAAACUAAAGGUAGUAUGUACUGUAAAAUCUGGAGAAACAAAAUGGUGCGGAAGUGAGGUGUCAGGAGGCGUACUUCUAGGGGAUUAUAGAUUACCAACAUUUUGCAUUCCCCUCUGUUACCAUGACGGAGCAGGUUCCAUAUGCACACGAGCGGGUUCGAUUAAACAAGACAAAAUGUAUCCCCGAAACUGGCAACUGACGAUUCCGAUGUGUAUGGAUACUGCAAGUUGUAUUCAGUCUACAGUUCCUGAAAAGUUAACCUCUCCAAUAGAUGUCUCAUUACUCAUGUCAAAACUUUUGGGGUUCAAGAUACCUGAUUUAGGAAUUGUGAUAGAAGGGUGUAAAGUUGCAUUGACCUGGAAAUCAUUUUUUAAACCAGAAUACCUGUACUUCUGCUUCAGUCUAAAGCGAUUCAAACUAUCAAAUGCCAUCCAAUUCAGUGAUAUUACAAUAUCAACAGAAGCAAGGAAACCAAAGGUGACUGAUCAAUCUAGAUCAAUAUGGAACCUAAUUUUCGAAAACAUUCCAAUUGAAAUGACAUUAGAGCUAGGAAAGUCACCAUCGUUAAUGCUAACCUGCUGUAAGGUUGAAUUACCUCUGAGUGAGGACACUUUGUGGUCUGUAUCAAUUCCGAAACAAGGCAUCAACCUUAAAAUCACCGAUGCUGUAGCAAUCAUCUUGCAAGUUUUUGGAGUUGAUGUUAACCCAAUAAAUACAUUAAUCCCAGAGGUAGCCGUCUUUACAGAACUCGCUUUGGAUCUACAAUGGACACUGAAAAAAGAAAUCAAAGUGUUUGAUCUUGAGAUUCUUGCAAAAAUCUCUUGGCUGAAUAUACUUGAUGUGUUCAAAGUAAUCGGCAUUUGUACCAGGAUACAACUUAGGGAAGAUUCUAAAGUAAGCCUGGUAUAUUUGGUACCUUUUGAGAUAUUUGGAUACAAAUGUCUUCUCAAAGGCACCGACUUGUCCAAGUUGAAACUAACAUGGAGUGAACAUACACGCCUCGUACCCAACCAAAAGCACACUAUGCAGAUACGACUCAAUGAUGCUCUCGCCCAACUACUAACAAUUGAUGAUUUACCUUCCUUUUUGGAUCUUGAAACAACAGAACUCACAUAUGUCCUACUUGAACCAUUUAACAAAUCAAUUUGGGUUAAAUUCACUGUUCCUCAAUUCAAAAUAGGAGUCGACACUUUGAACAUCGAGCUAAAGAACACGUGUCUUUCAAUAGAGGGUACAUACCCACAACGUCUGAAAAUCAGCAUAUCUGGCAAUAUUUCACUGUUCAACCUUGUUCCUAUACACUAUACAGGCACGUUGGACAAAACAACAGGCAAACAGCUCGAUUUAUCAAUAACAGCUUGCUCUGUUGGUAACUUCAGUAUUGGAGAUUUGCUUACAGCUCUGCUAAGUGUUCUAGGAAUUCCAUCAGAUUUGAAAGAUACCCCAGUUUUUUCAGAUGUUAACUUCACUAACUUGGCGGUAGAAUAUACUCAAAUAGGCCAGUCUAAGCACCUCAAUGUUAAUCUCACCAUAGACAAGAUAAAAUUACCAUAUACAAAUGUGAUCAGACUGACCAAUGUGGAUACAAAAAUUGUAUUCAAAAAUGGGUCAUGGAGUGAUUCUCACAUUACCGGCUGUCUUGAGGUCAAUGACCAACACGUAGGUCAAUUCCAUAUACCGCUGUCCUUCAAAGAGAAAGGAACUGGAGAUUAUAGAUGGCAGCUUUCCCUCCCCAAAGAUACUUUAUUGAAUGAGUCACCAUUACCAGUACCAUUAAAAAGCCCGAUAAACCUACAGAAAUUUGCAGACCAAUUACUCCAAAGCCAAAUGCACGUUCCUGAUAUUGGUCUAGAAAUUACUGGAUUUGCCUUGGAUCUGAAAUGGAAAGCAUUCGGUAUACCGGAUAAGAUUUAUUGCUACAUAGGGCUGAACAAACUGGCCCUCAUACCAAAACCUGUCUCGGUUUCUCUUGAGAAUAUUAUCCUUCAUCUCAAGUAUGAGAAACAAGCAGAAGUAGGAGCAAAAGACCCAAUAGCAGAUGCCUUUCCUAACUCUUAUGCCAUGUUUGAUGUUUGUGUUGGCAACAUGCAUACACAGAGACUCACAUUGAGAAAAUGUAAAUUCACUUUGCCUAAACGCAAUGUAUGGACAGCAGAGAUUCCAAAACAAGAUGUAGACUAUGGUUUAUCAGAUGUGGUAAAUGCUUUUGCAUUUGGGCAACUUGCAGCUGAUAUGAAAGACAUGGAACUUCCAGUUGACCUUCGUUUCAAACGAAUGUUCAUGAAUUUGCAGUGGAAUAACAAAAAAGAAAUAGUAGCGUUUGAUGUGGAAACAGUUGCUCGAUUUGAACCAACACUGAACAUAUUUGAUAUCAUUCACCUGACUGAAUUUGGCAUCGUAGGAACACAAAAAGAAGGGAAAUAUGAUUGGAGAUGUUUCUGUGCCAUUGAUAUCUUUAGCAUCCGAGCCUUGGUUGAGAUAAAUUUCAAAAAGGCUGAACUUUCCUUGCACAUUGGCACGCCAAAUCAACUGAUUAGUCCAUCUGAAGCAAUUACAUUCGGGUUAAAGCAACUUGUUGGGGCAUUCACUCCAGUGAACAUGGAAGUCGAUAUUUGUGGGUUGUCAGAAAAUGUUGGUCAGGUCUCUUUGAAUGGAAGUGCUGCUGUUCUGAAACUGUACCCAAAAAGAAAGAAACUAUUACUUCAUUCAGAAAUGGAGUCACUCGAAGUUGGAGUUAUAGCAAAGAAAAAAGGAAAUGUGGAAAUAGUGUUCAUGCUCAGAUACAAUGGUAUUAUCAAAUGGCAAAAUAUUUGGGAUGAGUUGUCAUUUUUUGACAGCCUGCCAUUUAUGCCAAGAUUUAGUGAUAUCAUAGUCACUGCUGCAUCGAAGCAUAAAACUGACUCAUCACUUAGGAAGAAUCUGACAGAACUAGAAGAAACUACUGGAAAAAAGCUGUUUGCAAGUAACUUUGACAAUACAAAGCUAACUGCCCCUAUGGUCGCAGUGAGUGCAACAGCUACUAUGCCAGAAACAUUUCCCUAUGUCAUCCUUGACGUAGAUGGUAAAGCAUUUUCUGCAACAAUUGUUGUCAGCAAACAAGGUGUACAACUUGCAGUUCCAUUUGGGGGGUUUACCAUUAGUGGGGUUGUCUUAAAAGCCGAAUUGACUUUAGAGAAGAAAUUCCUAAGUUUCAACAUCAAAACAACGUUUGAACUCCCAACUAAUCUGGAAUGCACAGAUUUUCAUCCUGCUGAGUUUGGUGGAUCAUUAAAAAUAAAUACAACCAGCAAGACUUUAUCUGCAAAUAUUGUAUUCGAAGGUAAAACAAAAGAUGAUCCAGCUUGGCCAACACCUUUUGGACUAAGAUUCCUAACAAUCAAGUCUGUAACAUUGGGUUUAGAGAUGAUAUAUAAAGGUGGCAUACCCCAUAUCAAGCUUGAUGCAGCAGGAACACUGUUUGACAUUGAUAUUGAGAUCAAACUCCAGAUGCUGGGAAUAAGGCCAAGGGCCAUAUACUUCAUGCUGAAAAACCUGUCAUGGUCACGUGUGAUUGGGAUGAUAACAGGAAAUGUUGGAUGUGAUUUAGACUGCUUAGACACCUUAUUACCGAGGCUGAACCAUUUGCAUCUCCUCAUUUUAUCACUGGGAACAUCAAUGGAUGAUGUUGAUUUUCCUGAUAGGUCAAAACUUUCACGCAUUAAAGGUAAGACAAAAAGUCUUGUCGAAACUCAGAAUGACGAAACACAUGUCGAGAGCAUAUCAGUUGCUGGACCAUGUAUUAAGUUUGACAUAUCAGCCUCUUGGUUUGGUGUGGAUGUUACCAUAUGGGGUGGUUUCUCUAUUCAAUCAUGCGUACCAAAACUAGAAUUUGGGGGAAAGAUAGACAAACCAUUGAAAAUAUUGGGUAUGUUGGACUUAACUGCUAAGGAUGACAAAAACACUGGGCCAUACCUGUUUCUUGAUAUAGAUACAAAGGCACUCAGUGCAGAAUUUCAAAUGAAUGUUAGCCUGAGGUUCCUCUUCUUGACAGUAAGCGCAAAGGUUUUACUGGACAUUGCAAAUCGGUUAUUUACCGUAGAUGUUGAGUUAAAACUACUCUUUGGACUUACAGUAAAGGGGAAAAUAGGGUUCAGAAUUGGGAGGCCCACCAUGAUAGACAUACAUGCCGGUAUUAGGGAUCUGGACGGCGCUGUUCUUUGUAACUUUAUCAAUGGCGUGGCAGAAGGGGCAAGAAAAGUUCUCGAGGAUCUAGAGAAUAAAAUGGAUGAAGCGAUAAGUGAGCUAAAGAAAAAAGAACAGGAAUCUGAUAGUAAGGUUGCAAAAUGGUUUUUGAACUUGUGCUCUUGGAUUGUGAAACUGGGGAGAGCAAUUGUCCAUAUUAUUCGCAAAGGCACGGAGAUGAUCCAAUGGGUAACCAAAUGUAUAAAUAAACUGCUCAAUGAAGCAUCGCGAAAAUUGUGUUCUAUACGUAGAUUUGAUAUCAGUGGAACUACAGAAACGGAACAUGUUUUCAUGAUCCAAUGCCAAUAUGACGUCUGCCUUGUUGGCAAGGAUAUUGCAGGAAGUUUUAAAGUAAAUCUUGGAAGCAAAGGUGCAUUAGAAGAUGUAACAAAGAAAACAUUAGGCAUGCAAUAUGUAAGUGAUGAAGCUGUUGCAGAAGUUGGAAAGGAACAGGUUGAAGAGCAACCAACAGCAAAUGAGACUGACUCUGAAGAAGUCAAAAGAUUUAUUAAAAAGACUGGAGACUUGAAAAGUGCAGUGGAGAAUGCGGAAAAUGAUGGUCGUGUAGAUUCAACAAAUAAAGCAAAACAUUAUUUAGAUAAGCUGAGAGGUAUACAUGUACCUUCCCCACCAGAUGCAACUCAGAGUGACAAUCAAGCGUCAUCAAACGACCAAAACAAACAUAAAUCUGAACCAUCGCCAGAUAAACAGGAUACUUCACAAGAUGGUGUAAAAUUGCCAGAUAAACAAAAUCAUGAUCAUGAUACAAAAUCACACAAUGAUGAUCCAUCGCUGAAUAAGCAGAAUCCAACUUACGACGAGGAACCAUUGCCAAAUAAAGAGGAAGAAAGGCAAAAUGAUGAACAAGUACCGGCUCAGCAAAAUACUGUUCAGAAGAGAGAACCAUCACCACAUGGUAAUGAAGGUGCGUCAGGUAAACAGAAUCUGUCAGACAACAGUGGGCCCUCUCUAGAAACUCCAGAACAAAUUCAAGGUGGUGAUGAUGUAUCUCCAAAUAAGAAUAAGCAAAGAAAUAAUGAACCAUCGCAAGAAAGAAAUGAAGACCAAACUCAAGAUGGCCAAUCAUCUGAAAAUAAAGAGAAUCAAAGACAUUAUGAUGAGCCAUUGCUGGAUAAACAAAAUACUAAACAAAGUGAUGGUGGACCUUUUCCAAAUAGUGAGGAGGAAGCUUCGGAUAAGCACUGUCCAAGCACUGUUUACAUAACUAAAGACGUAACGAAGGAUGACGAAGCAUCUCUAAAUGAAGAUAAUCAAACAAAUAAUGAUGAUUAUGAUGAAUUGCAAAAUAAGCAAGAUACUCCACAAGACGAUUGCGACCCGUCGCCAUAUGGUAAUGGAGUAGCAUCAAAACGUAGUUCAACAUGUCAAUCACAAGAUAAUCAGGAUCUAAAUAAUGAGAAUGAGAGACAUAAUAAUGAACCAAUGCCAGAUACAGACAACAUUACAUCUUGUGAUCAUUCAUCACCAGUACAAGGUAAUGGAUCAGCAGCAGAUAAUCACUAUCCAAACAAUGAUGAAUCAUCACCAAAAAAUGAAGAUACAAUCCAUGAUGAUGACGAAGCAUCUCCAAAUAAAGAGAACCAAAGACAAGAAGAUGAACCAUCGCUAGGUAAGCAAAAAACAAGCCCUGAUAUAUCAUCGCAAUCACAGGAGCAACACAACGGGGAGCAUAGAGCCAACCCAUCAACUGACAUGCAAUUGCCUGGACACAGCGAUGAGGUUUCAGGACGGCAUUUGGAUAAUAUGGAGCAUCAGAGUGAACCCAUAGAUUCAACAAAUCAAGGAAAAUGUGAUGAUGAUCAAAAUAUCGAUGAUGAUGAAUGGAAUGAUGCAACAUUACCUGCUUGGGCAAACGGAUGUAAUAUUGAAAAUGUAAAUCAGGGGCCAAGUGCCAUAGAUCGAAACACUUCUGCUCUUGAAACAGAUGAUGAUAAUAUGAAUUUAUCGAUUCUCAUUUGGAACGAUCAAGGAAACACAGAAAGAACAAAUACGGACAAGGGACUCAUUGAUAAAAUAGAGAACGGCGAAUAUGUUUAUACUGACAUGAAAUUAGGUGAUGAAGAAAUUACGCUGGAAAAUGCAAACGAUGACAAGUCAAGUCAUAAUGUGGAGAUAACUGAAUGUACUUAUUCACGCCAGUCAGAUGUGGAAAGUCAACAAGGUGUUGACAGCGGUCCUAAAUCGGAAAAAUACAUUGAGUUAGAUGGAGGGGAAAAUAUGGAAUACAAAGAAGAAGGCUCUGGGGAAGCCGAACAAGACAAAUCUCAAUAUCCUGCCAUAUCUAGCCAUAUACGUAUUGAAAAGGACGAAACCAAUGUACAGGACGAACCCAACUUUGAAAACAUGUUUCAUCCGGACAUACUUAGCAGACAAGAUUCCCUUGAUCUCACAAAGAAUGAAAGAUCGACGAUGGAUUCUUAUAAUGAAGAAGAAUCACAUGAUUUGUAUGACAGCCAACUUGAGAAUAUGAAAGCUGCAUAUUACUCGCCAAAACUCCAACCAAAAACGGUUUAUGUAAAAAAUCAGAGUGGCCUCAUAAUUUCAGGUGAUAAAAGUGGAUCAGAAACCCGAAUUGAAUUUCCACACCAUGACAGUGAGGAUGAUGAAUAUGAGCAAACUGUUGUGCCGACGUUUGUAAAAGAUAACAGAGAAGAGGGAUCGAUCCCUGACGGAAAAACAGGUGCAUCAAUAAACAAACAACUGCAAGUUGUUGUCGAUCAAGCACAAUACUCAGAGAACUCCCUGCAAGCAAGCAAUAUGCAAAAUGUAGUAGAGCAACCUCAUGCCAAAUUUACUCAUUUUGAGGAUAUAUUGCAGAGCAAUACUUGGAAUUUUGGGACGAAGACUACUUCAAGUCACGCGGAUGAAAUGCCUUUCAAGGGAGGAAAUGAAAAGUUUGAUAGAGGUCUUAGCAAACCUUUGCUUGACACAAUGAAUAAUGGUGAUAGCUUAAAUGAUCCAUUUCCUCAAGAUGACCAAAAGGAAACAUAUCACAAUACAAGUACUGAUGAUGAUCUUUUGAAAGUUGGAUCAAUUAAUGGCUCUGACAAUGAAGUGGACGAACAGCCAAAAUAUUACGAUUUUGAAAAGCAAUCUAGUAUCAAUCAUUAUCGUAAAAAUGCAGUCAAUAAAGAUGAUAGAAUGCAGAACUGUAAUCAGGCGACAGCAAGUCAGAGAGAUGUUAUUGCCAAGACCAUACAAUGGGAUUCAUCAGAAACCAGCGUUUUCAAUGAAUAUUUGGAAUCAACAUUGCCCCUUUUGCAGGCAAUAAAAUCGCAUAUUUUCAAUGAUGAAAUGCAGGAUUUUGAAAACGUAACAGCACACAGAGAUGACUCGUAUGGCAGUAUUCUCAUUGAUAGCAACAUUCUUGAGAUGCACGGUGUAGAUGAACUACUAUUUGUACUUAUAGAGGUAGCAACAAAUGGUGGAAAUUCUAAUCCAAACAAUGUUGAAGUUGUUCUUACUGGUAAUAGACUGUUUACCAUUGACAAAGAACACGAUAAAAAACAGAAAUUGCCAAUUAUACUUAAAGCUUGGAACGACAUGUGGACAGCAAGUUCUUGGAAGAGUAUAUUGCAGCUUCGUGGCGACUAUGCCAACAUAAAAAACAAGGGCGGUGAUAGAAUGAUAAAGAGAUGUUCCAAUUUUAAGUGGUCAAUCCUCAUAACUGACUCUGUUAAAACAUUUACAGAGAGUGCAUGGGAAGAAAUUCUGCAUCAACAUAUUAUGAUCAUCAGGCUAUUGAAACGUGGUAUUGAGUUCACCCAUUUGAACAAAGACAAUCCAGAUGAUUUACACUGGGUGAGUGUAGGUGAGAGAGUUGAUUUUACCAUGUUCAGAUUCAAUUUCCCAAAUGAGCGAGUGAAGACGAAAAACCAUCGCUACAAAUCAACAUGUCUACCUAUAAACGAUGAUGUUUUACUCAAGUGGUGUUCAUUGGGCGUUGACACAAAAGUCACUGAUAUAUUCGGGGAAAAGAGGAAAUGCACUGUGUCUCUCGGGAAGGAGUUCCACGAUGAUGUCAUAAAUCUUCCUCUGAACCUUGAAGUAGCAAUACAGACAGGACUUACAAAAGAAACCAGAUCAAUAUUUGAACUGAUGAAAAGCAACAUGCAAGGCACAAUUGACGAAAUUAUCACAUCGUUUAGUGCCAUUCCAGCUAAUGUAUGGACGCGUUACUCAACGUCAUCAAGAGGGAAAAGCCUUAGCGUUAAAGGUCUAAUCAAUUGGUAUAUAACCAAUGGGACGAGUACAGAUAUAUGGCUUCAAAAGAAUAGGGGUGGUCGAACUCGAAUGGGAGUUGGAAUAGUUAUAGCCCUUACCCAGAAAACACUAACAAUGCGCCCAGAGAUUCUGUGUGCUAUAAUAGCGUGUGUUUGUGCCUUGGAAAGGGUACAUGUUUCUACCUCAUGCGUGACUUUUGGUGAUGAAGUCACCGUUGUGAAAAAAGGCAGCCCGAUAUGGAGCGAUGAAGACAAAGCUCGUCUGUUGUCUGAAUUUACAAAUUUUUCUUGCGCUAAUGAUGAUUUUGAGACUCCAACAAGUGCUGAUAUCCUAGCAUUAAAUACAUCGUUGAACCUGAUAUUGGAAGAUAGGCACAUAUCUCAGACAGAUCCAUGCUAUAUGCUCGUAUUCACAGAUGAUGGCAUGGGGAGUUAUUCAGCAGGACAGAGAGCAGCUUUUAGCAGAUAUGCACAAUCCAGAGGGGUACAAUGUUGGGCAAUUGGUACGGGUCAAGUAGGACUUAAAGUACAAUUCUACGGUAUACCUAAUUAUGUCCAUUGCCCAACGAUUCGUGGUUUGAAAGAUGCCUUGCAUCAGGUGUUUACUAACGAGGAAUUCAGUAAUCCUAAGCAAAUCCAAGGACAGUGGGAGAUGAGAGAUGGCAGGAAACCGUUUAAUUACAAACAAACCCGAAUUGAUCCCGAUCAGGAACUUGCUGUUAGUGUACAAGAUGCCAACAAAUAUCAGAGUGCUUUGUUUGAUUACGUCACAGCUAGCAGUGGAGAUGAUGACAAAGAAGAUGACGAAGAUGAUGACAAGAAUUUGGAAGACUCGGCUAUUGCUGCUUCUGUCAGUACAGCUGAUAAGGUUAUUCUUAGAGUUUGCUGUCGUGACUUUGAAUAUUGUGAUGACUUUUCUGAAGAUCACAGACUUGGACACAUUCAUAGUUCAGAUAUACCUCCUCACAUUAACUACAGUGAACGUCCCCCAUGUUGGUACUGGGAAAGAUGUGAUAUCCACAACGAGUCAGAACACAUGGCCAAAUAUCUCCAUCUUGGGUAUUAUGGUGGCAUCGAUCUUCCCAGAUGUCGCUACUGGGAUAAAUGUCAUAUAAAGGACCGCUCAGACCACAUGACAAAAUACCUACAUCCAUGGGAACUUCAAGAGUCAGUCGGCUCCGUAGCUCAAGUGGGAGAGCACCUGACAUGUAAUCGGGACGUUGUGGGUUCGAUUCCCACCAGGGUGGAGUGUCUUUUUCACGCACUCAUCCACUUCCACCACGAGAGGCCAUUCAAAAAAACUAUUCAAGAGACACUGCAAAACUUCACUUAG